AUGGCUCCCAGGGCUUUGGUCCUCACCAUGUCAGGAGCUGAUUUCAGGUGCAGGAUCUUUGUCAAGGGCCUUUUCCCUCUAGGUUUCGACUAUGUACCAUCCCAGAAUCUGGUAACCCACGCAGACCCAGAACACGUUUCGGUUUCUGUGCUGCUCAUGCGUCCCUCCAAGGAAGUCUUCCAGGAGCUGCUGCAUACCCAGGCAGCCAGCCUGUACUACAGCCUCUUCGGAAGCAUCUCUCGCUUGCUGAUUCUGAAUCACCUGGUGGCCUGCUGCUGGUAUGCGGUAGGUGAUUUGGGUGGCCCAACUGGCUGGGUUCGCAGAUCUGGACUGGAGUCUGAGACCGUGAUCCAUAAAUACUUGGUCUGCCUAAAUUGGGCUUUUGCCCAACUAAGUGUAGGCUCAAGCGAGCUUAUUCCGGAGAGCACCUUUGAGUUCUCUUUUUGCGUUUUGGUGGCAUUCCGAUCCCUCAUCACGUACUCCACCCUCAUCAGCACGAUGACUUCCUUGCUGAGCGGUCUCAGCAAGAUCAAGGAGGAUGAGAACACCGAGUUCCGGAUGUUGAGAAGCUACCUGGUGCAUCAUGACAUCUGCAAGGAGCUGCAGCAGAAGAUAACGCGAUUCCUACAGCACCAGUAUGGCCUCAGACAGCAAGCAAAGUCUGCCGAUGCUCAAGUACCGCUGCUGGAACUCCUCUCAGUCCGACUUCAGGGAGAGCUCAGCUUUGCGAAGUACAGGAAAGCUCUUGGAAGACUGGCCUUUGUGGAUGAACUCUUAAUGUUGAAUGACCUUAUGGUUAUGCAGGUGCUACAUCGACUGGCCAUGAAGGCUGUCAGGGAUACUGUUGUGGCUGGAAAAGACGUGAUCUUCCUGGCUGGGGACACGGCGACGGCAUCCUACUUCAAAGUCGGUGGUGAGAUCACAUACUUUCACAGCAGCGAGAAGGACUCCGUCAGCAAUGCGACAUGGGUAGCCGAGCACUGUUUGUGGACUCCUUGGGUGCACUUGGGUGACCUGGUCUGCGAAGAUGUCAGCAGAUUGGUGGUGAUUCAUGUACAGGAAUUUUGCGAUGUUCUCAGCCAAGCUCCUCGGACCCAUGGUGCCGCAGUGAUCCACGCUAGAGAUUUCAUAGCUGCAAUGGGGCACCAACCAUUGUGGACGGACAUUCUCCCCCAAAAGGAAACGCACCACUUUCAGACCAGUGAGCGCGAGGUGAAGCUCCACGUCCGCUGCUGUGGCCUGCUGAAAGCUGAGCGCGUUACCCCUGAGCCGAAGAUGUCGAGCUUUGACUUCCACGGUAUUGGGGCUGCUGAAGCUGCUAGGGCUGUUCGCUCUGAAGAGGAGCAGGCCUCGGACAAGGAUGAAUGA
This is a messenger RNA of Symbiodinium pilosum, 1368 nucleotides long. NCBI's taxonomy places the organism in Eukaryota, Dinophyceae, Suessiales, Symbiodiniaceae. The record is from the annotation of a GenBank genome assembly.